Molecule: messenger RNA, 1629 nt
Organism: Vitis riparia (riverbank grape)
Lineage: Eukaryota; Viridiplantae; Streptophyta; Magnoliopsida; Vitales; Vitaceae
Exons: 4
Coding region: 51-1385 (444 amino acids)
Source: RefSeq, a predicted model, not a curated record
UCCUUUUCCUUUCCUUUCCUUUACUUUCUCUCCCCUCGCCUCUCUUUUUCAUGGAAGUUCUUCAAACAACAACAGAGGGAUCAUCUUCUCGAACCUCUCUCCUUGAUUCAUCUCCGCAACAACCAAGGCAUGACGAAGGCGAUGGAGACGGCGACGGAGACAGAACCAUAGAUGAAGCUCUUCGGCAGCUGGAGACAUUCCUCAGAGUCUUCGGCUUCUGCCAGUAUUCUCUGCUGAGCUUCGCCCUCUCUUCUCUCUCAUUUAUCGUUGUCGGAGUCGUCACUCCGCUUCUCUGUAUCGAGCUCUCCAACUGCUCCAACUGCGAGAAGUACCAGAUCAAGAGGUUCGAGCUUGAUAUUUUGGUUUCUGAGGUCGUCGUUGCUGCUAUUUCUCUUUUGUGCAUUUCUCACAAUCUCCGCAAGUACGGUGUGCGGAAAUUUCUCUUCGUGGAUCGCUACCAUGGCCGUCUGAUCCAGUUCCGCGAGGAGUACGUGCAGAGAGUCCGUGGGUUUUUCCAGUUGCUGGUGAUCUGGAUACUACCUUGCCUCCUUGUGAAGACUAUCCGCGAGAUCAUUCGGAUUAUAUAUGCUCAUCAAAAUUCAUGGUGGCAAUCUGCUGCGAUUUUGUUUGCUUUGAUUGUGUCAUGGUCUUAUUCAACUAUAAUCUAUUUCUCAGCUUGUGCUUUGUUCAAUUUGGUUUGCAACUUACAAGUGAUACACUAUGAGAAUUAUGGGAAGCUUUUAGAAAGGGAUUUAGAUAUUUUGGUAUAUAUUGAGGAGCACAUAGUUUUAACUCACCAUUUAUCGAAGAUAAGUCACAGAUUUCGGAUAUUUCUUCUUCUGGAGUUCUUGGUUGUCACAGCCAGUCAGUUUGUGGCUCUAUUCCAGACAACAGGGAACCGCGGGAUCAUCAAUUUCGUCAAUGGAAGUGAUUUUGUUGUCUCCUCUAUUGUUCAGGUUGUUGGUAUAAUUCUGUGCUUGCAUGGAGCUACAAAGAUUUCACAUAGAGCCCGAGGUAUUUCAUCAGUUGGCAGCAGAUGGCAUGCGUUAGUUACAUGCAAUUCUAAUGAGGCUUCUCAGUUGGGAACUUUAAACAGCCGGGGAAACAUGGAGGCUUCACAAGCACUGGGCUCAUUACCUAUAAACUACUCAGAAAGUGAUUUGGAAUCAAUUGAUGUGCCCUUGCCUGUAAACACACAAUUGGUUUCUUAUAUGGCCACGUACCAAAAGAGACAAGCCUUCGUUUCUUAUCUGCAAUCAAACCCUGGGGGGUUCACUGUUUUUGGAUGGAUAGUUGACCGGGCACUCAUCAUCACAAUCUUAUUCGUUGAGCUCUCGCUGGUUCUCUUUGUACUCGGGAAGACCAUAACUUAUACUACCACUUGAUUUGUUGAAACAACCCCUCAGGCCCUCAGGCGGGGCAUACUUAGGACGGGGCAAAAAUAGCAUCAACUACACAUGUAAGCUAAGCGUCUACACAUCUGCCUUUCUGUUUGCCUCACGACAUUGAAGACAUUGAAAUUUGAGGAACCUAGCAUCACAUUAAUUAUUUUUUUAGGAUCAAAUAAGGUUUUGUAACAUUUAGUUUAGGCAGUGUCAUUAAAAAUGCAAUUCCAAGUGUUUUUACCAA